This is a messenger RNA of Penicillium paradoxum, 1719 nucleotides long. RefSeq names its product Tti2 family protein. The record is from RefSeq and is a predicted model, not a curated record. Bases 1 to 1719 code for a protein of 572 amino acids. Gene Ontology annotation, cellular component: cytosol; centrosome; nucleoplasm. The transcript is spliced from 4 exons. NCBI's taxonomy places the organism in Eukaryota, Fungi, Ascomycota, Eurotiomycetes, Eurotiales, Aspergillaceae.
AUGGAUAAGCUGCGCAAAGAAGUUCGCGAGACUCUCGUCCAGAAACCCGGAGAACUGCCUCAUCGGUUCUUCCCAGCCAAUGCGGCGGCGUCCAAAAGUGAUUUAAGUCAGUUAUGGCAAGACAUCUCUUCUCAUGAUCACUCUACACAUCUGGAUAUAUGCGAGAGCAUUGUUACCGCGUUCAGUUAUAUCGAGUACUGGGAACCGCUGCUGCCAAACGAUGGAGGCGCCCGACCCUUGAACCCAGCGGAGGCCAAAGCCGUGAACAAUUUGUUUGAUUGGGCUAGUGCUCUUGCCCUGCCUUCAUCGGAAUUUGCAGUUGAUUUUGAUGAAACCGCCGAUAUCACGGACGAUAUCGUGAAGGCCCAAAGCGACGCCCGUUUCAGGUGUGAGCUGGCCAUUGAACUUCUCCUGAUGUUGAACAAAACUUUGUACGGCAUGCCAACUAGAAAACCACACAAUGUGGCGGAUGUCCUACUUGCAGGGGCAUCUGUUGCCAAUAAGCAAGACCCAUGGGUCACAUCUGAGAGCCACGAUGCAGCGUCGAUGUUUAUGAAUGUCUUCAUCCAGGACACUCGUCUGAGCAACAAAUUCUGGCCUGCUAUUGAAUCCAUCCUCAAAGACAGAAUUAGGCCUCUUUUUGCAAAAAUAAAGAAUCCAGCCAUCACCAGUGCCGGCCGCAAGAACUUCCAUCCUCAGGCUUUGCCUCGUUUUGGUGCGAGCGAUUUGGAUCAAUCAGCUAAGCCUUGGAAGACCACCGAUAUCUAUGUCGCAUCCGUGCUAUCAUGGAUCAUCUCGCAAUACAAGGCCGAGGAUAAGGCACAAUUCGAAGCGCACUUCCCACUGCUUGUACCAACUAUACUAGCAAUGAUUGAUGAUAACAACCUCCCAUUCAAAUCGAAAGGCUGCGCCCUACUCACUCAACUCCUGCGCCCGAUCCAAGAGAGCGGCUCGGAUAUUCUCCGACGAACAAACCUCACAUCUGUCUUCGAAGACGCCGUCACUCCAUGUCUCCUUUCUCUCCCAUCCAUCACACCCGAAGAUAGAUCCCUAGACAUACUCGGAGAAGCAUACCCGGCUCUCCUCUCCACUUUCAGAACAGCCUACAAGGGUCCUCUGCAAUCUGAAAAGGAUAAAGAAGCUUAUACAACCAGCCUCGUCAAACUCCUGCGAUCAAACCUCAUCUCCUCAUUCCACCAUGUCAGCUCCAGCACCCCGGCCUCUGGCUCAGCGACGGCUUCUUUCCCACACCCCCGCCUCUCAACUUUCCUCCUGGAAAAAAUGUCAGUUAUCAUCAACGAGCUGGGAAUUCACGCAACGAAAUACCUUCAAGAACUUAUUCCAGUCCUCUACACCACACUCUCAAAUCCCUUCGGAACCGCACACCCCCCUCUUCUCCUAGCUGCAGCAACAACCACACAAGCGGUGAUCAAGAACGCGCACCCACGUAUCUGGCGCUGGCGUGGUGAGGUCCUCAGCGGACUGAGCUCAUGCUGGCUCCAUGUUGCUGAAGAUACCAGCGACUCUGUGACUGAACUGGCCAAGUUGAAGCGCGAGUUACAACAAACGCUCCAAAUUCUGAAGCAUGUUUUGCAGAACCCUGUUCCCAUAGCGGCUGGUGUGCCAGAGCCGGAGCAACUGCAGGCAAAGGAAACGAUGCAGCAGGAGCUCCAGGAGCUCGCCGACGCGGAUGCAGAGCUGAAGGGUCUUUUUGCUUGA